Molecule: messenger RNA, 2214 nt
Organism: Opisthocomus hoazin
Lineage: Eukaryota; Metazoa; Chordata; Aves; Opisthocomiformes; Opisthocomidae
Source: RefSeq, a predicted model, not a curated record
AUGGACAGAGUCACCAGGCACUUGGUCUUCCAGCUCCCGCAGACGUACAGCGAUGCUCACCAAGCCGGCUCGUUUGCCGAGCAGAGGGCCGACAGCGACGACGACGUAUUUGGCUCUGCUCAACACAGCAGUCAGAGGGUGGAAAACAGCUAUGGCUGGAAAAUGAGGUCGAAGUCACCCUCGUACUUCCUGGAUGGUGGAAGAGAUGUCUGGACCCCGUCCCCGGACAGGGAGUCCAAGCUGGAGGUGGUGAGGUCAGGAAGCUUGUACGACCUCAGAGUUUACAGAGGCGAGAGGAAGCCCUCGAAGCUUUACGAUGAGGAUGAGCAGGAACAGUACAGGGUUCCUCCACCAAACAUCUCACCCCAGAAAGCCAGGGAGCUUGAGGACGAGAGGAGGGAGGUCAUCCGGAACCAGGUGGUGAGGAAGAGCUCCACCAUAGCUGAGAAGUGGAGCUCCAUGGAUGAGCUGAGCUCCAUAAACGCUGGCGCGGGUGGCCAGGGCGAAGGCAGGCACGCGGGUGGCUCCACCACCGGCUUUGCCAUUUGCUUUGACAAGCCUUCCUCGGGGAGGGCGGUGACGGCUGUCGACCCUGAAAAUAUCGACACAGAGCAGAUCAACUUCUCCGCUGCUCGGCAGCAGUUCCUGAUGCUGGAAAAGACCAGCCCAGGCUCUCUCUUCAGCCCAGGGCAACAGGCCAUGUCUCCAAAGCCAGAGUCAAUGACAAAAGUCUCUAGGCAAGAGUGGCCCAGUCCCGAGAUGGCCACGAAGGCUGCGAGAGGUUACGGCAAUGCUGGCACGUCCACCCAUGGCAGGACGGACAAGACCGAUUAUCAGGUUUAUAGUGUGUCCUACAAGACACCCGUGAAGGAGGAGGUUUAUGCUCCCAGAAGGGCUGAUACUGAAAGGUCGUGUUCCACCAGGAAGAUGUCCAGCUUUACUAAAGCAUCUUCCAGAGAUGACCUGGACUCUGGCUUGGGCGACAUGUAUAACGAAGCCAGUGCAGGCUACACCAGCAACGGCAGCACGUUCAGCGAGAUCUACAGUGGCCUUGUGGAUCUGAGGGCUGGCAGCAAUGGCCUGGACAAGGAGACAAAGACCAGCAAUGAGACGCCCAUCGAGCGGGAGAUCCGCAUGGCGAUGGAGAGGGAGGAUAACCUCUGGAAGGAGAGGGGGAUCCAGCGGCCGACGUCCAGCAGCGAGGUGGUGGAGAUCCAGACCAAGCCUCUCCUCUCCAUGCAAACAUCUCCUGUCCCAGGCAGGAAAGGGAAGGACAAAGGCCGCGCUUCCCUUUACGUCCAGAGGGAAAUCGAGCAGGAAACGAAGCGUGAGGAAGAUCUGAAGAAGCAAGGGAGGCUGCUGGGCAUGUAUGACAAGGGGACGCAGCAGGAGCUGGACAAGCGCAGGAGGGUGUUCGAGCAGGAGGAAGCCCCCCCGCAGAAGCCCACCCCCACGAGGAAGGCAGAUGAGCAGAGGAGCUGGAUUAAUGAAUUUGCGGUGGAGCAGCCCACGAGCCACGGCCCAAGCCCUGCAGAAGACACCAGGGGUGGGAGAAGCCUGCCCAGCUACACAGUGAGCAUCACACACUUCCAGAUGUCCCAGCCACGCUUCACCACCAGCGAGAGGAGCCAGGAGCAGCCCACGGUGUCCCAGCGCGUUUCCGCCCGUGCCAGCAAAUGGGGGAGCGAGGAUUCCCAGGGAGGAAGGCUUCCCAGCUCCACCCCCAGCCCCGCCAGCACGGCUGUCCUGCCCAGAGAGUACUUCUCCAUCUCCUUCUGGAAGCCCAAGAUCUCCUUCGUGGACGACAUGGGGACGCAAAGCCCGCUCGGGAGGGAGGACGGCCGGGAGGAGCAGUACAAGCUGAGGACCUGGAAGCCCCAGACGCUGGCGCUGAUCGAGAAGGAGAUCCAGAGCGACUUGCAGAGGGAAGAGGAGCUGCAGGAGCAGCGGCGGCGGCGGCAGCUGAUAGACGGCUGCUCCCUGGUCAGCAGCGACGGCGAUGCCCGGGAGGGCUCCCGCUCACGGCACAGCUCCGCGCUGGGAGGCCGGGCAGUACGUCAGGGACGAGGACUGAGCGGGCCCUCGCGCCGACGACUCCGCCGUGCGCGCGCCCUGCUUGGCAUCAGCCGAUGCACGGUCGAAAUCCCGGACCGGUUCAGCUCCCGGUCAUCCUCCGAAUCAGAGACUCGUACGCUGCGAGUCGUGCCCGUCUAA